Messenger RNA from Scutellospora calospora, 405 nucleotides. NCBI's taxonomy places the organism in Eukaryota, Fungi, Glomeromycota, Glomeromycetes, Diversisporales, Gigasporaceae. The record is from the annotation of a GenBank genome assembly.
GGUAAUGAAGAAAUUGCCAGUUUUGACAAGGAGUUUAUAGAAGCCUUAGAAUAUGGGAUGCCGCCAGCCGGAGGGCUAGGGAUUGGGAUAGAUAGACUAAUUAUGUUAUUUACCGGUCAAAAUAAAGAAAAAUUUAACAACGAAGAUGAAGUUCACGAAAUUUUUGAGAAAAAUUUAAACACCAUUUUUCCAGAAUUUAUCUUUUUUUAUCAUAAAUAUAGACUUUUCAAAGAAAGAAAUGAGCCAGGGAACGAACCAGACACGAUAGCCCGUUGCCCCUCUACAAGAAGUUUUGUGAUUAUCGAGUAUAAAAAUAAAAGCGGAGGGGAAAAUCCAAUCAUCCAACUAACCGGUUACUAUCAAGCACUAGAAUUAGAAGAUUUUUAUCGCUUAAAAGAUACUUGA